AUGUAUAAGGUACAUUUAUUAGAAUUGGAACAAAAUCAACGAUCUACAAUGAAAACGAACGGACGAUCGGACUACAUCUGUGUCAUAACGUACGAAUUUUCCGGCGGGAAGUUUCAUGAAGUACCCUGUUUCAACGAUAGUUAUUCUUGGAUUAUAAUACAGAGAAGAUACGACGGAUCUACGUCAUUUUACAGAAAUUGGACAGAUUAUGAAAAUGGGUUCGGGUCUGCUAGAUCAGAAAUAUGGUUAGGUAACCAAUACAUCCAUGAACUAACAACUGUCGGAUAUAACAUUCUGAGAAUUGAGCUCACUAGCUUUACUGGGGAAGUGAAAGAAAUAGAAUAUGACUUUAGCAUAGAAGACAAAGCCAACAACUACAGACUUCAUAUUUCCGAACGUGGAGCUUCUGACCUAAAUAGUCUAGCAAACAGCAACCUUGCACUGUUCAGUACGUAUGACAAUGACAACGAUAAUAUCAGAUCGACAAACUGUGCAGAAUUAUCGGAAUGUGCAAGUGGUUGGUGGCACUCAAAAGCUGCAUGGUGCACCGAUGGUAACCUAAAUGGGAUAUAUAGGGACCAGUAUAUGAACUAUCACCAGGGAAUUUAUUGGUUUGAAUGGGACGGACAGUGGACUCUUAAAGAGACAAAAAUGAUGCUAAGAAAACAAUAA
Magallana angulata is the source of this 672-nucleotide messenger RNA. Its product is annotated as ficolin-2-like. The coding region runs from base 1 to 672 and encodes 223 amino acids. Lineage: Eukaryota; Metazoa; Mollusca; Bivalvia; Ostreida; Ostreidae. The record is from RefSeq and is a predicted model, not a curated record. The transcript has 6 exons.